This is a messenger RNA of Lolium rigidum, 832 nucleotides long. RefSeq names its product probable prefoldin subunit 5. Lineage: Eukaryota; Viridiplantae; Streptophyta; Magnoliopsida; Poales; Poaceae. Bases 93 to 545 code for a protein of 150 amino acids. Gene Ontology annotation, cellular component: cytoplasm; prefoldin complex. The transcript is spliced from 4 exons. The record is from RefSeq and is a predicted model, not a curated record. Gene Ontology annotation, biological process: regulation of DNA-templated transcription; protein folding.
CCUCCCUGCCCACCAGUCAGUCCACCACCGCCGCCGCCUCUCCUCCCCUCUCCCCUUCCCAUCUCCCCGGCGGCGGCGGCCAGAAACUAACCAUGGCGAGCCCCGCGCGCAUCGAAGUCGACAAGCUGAGCGUGGAGCAGCUCAAGGCGCUCAAGGAGCAGACCGAUCUGGAGGUCAAUCUCCUCCAGGACAGCCUCACCAAGAUCCGCACCGCCGCCACCCGCCUCGAGAACGCCACCGCCGCCCUCCACGAGCUCUCCCUCCGCCCUCACGGGAAGAAACUGCUUGUGCCGCUCACGGCGUCCCUCUACGUCCCCGGCACGCUUGACGAUGCCGAGAAGGUCCUAGUCGAUGUCGGCACGGGCUACUUCAUCGAGAAAACUAUGACUCAAGGAAAAGAAUACUGUGAAAGGAAAAUUAAUUUGCUGAAGUCCAAUUUCGAUGAACUGCUUGAGAUGGCGACAAAGAAGAAAAGCAUAGCAGACGAAAUGGGCAUGCUCCUACAAGCUAAGCUGCGGCAGGCAUCAGCAAGCCCAAGCUCGUGAGAGCCAAUUGCGCGCCAUGUCCCUCAUUUUGUUGGAUGGCUGCCGGGUGGUUGGUUUGCAGCAUUCAGGAACCAUAGAACAAGGUUUAGCUGUUUUGGUUGUGUGUGUGUGUGUGAGGUUCUAUGAGAUGGUUUACCUGACCAAACCCUGUUACCAUACUCCAUCCAGUGAUUUUGAAAGUCAGUAGUAUCGAACAUGCAGCUUAGCUGCACAGCUUGUACUUUAUGACUUUGCACGAUGCCGCUGAUGUGUGAGCAUCAAUCCUGAGUUUAUUGCAUUUUUACAUC